Molecule: messenger RNA, 375 nt
Organism: Pyricularia grisea
Lineage: Eukaryota; Fungi; Ascomycota; Sordariomycetes; Magnaporthales; Pyriculariaceae
Exons: 1
Coding region: 1-375 (124 amino acids)
Source: RefSeq, a predicted model, not a curated record
AUGCGAACGUCUACCUUUUUUGGUGUUUUAACUUUUUUCGCCGUGGGUAUUACAGCUGUUCCCAUCGGUUGCAAUUCGCCCGCUGUUCAGCGACGUGGGGACAAUUCCGGUACAAAAUCCGACGUCCCCCAAAACGGACAAGGCGGUCCAACUGAGGGCAAUCCCUUGGAAAUAAUUAAGCUCCCCACAAAAGGCGGGCGAGAGGCAGAGCACGCAAUUUUACCAUCUGGUUCACAUUGCGUCGAAUGCGAUGACGAGUUAUUUUUUGUGGGCUCUAUGAGAAAUCAUCAGAAUAGAAGACCGAAAUGUAAGGGCAAGGGGUAUUAUGUUAAACAAAAGUUGACGCACAUUAAAGAACACGUGCAGGCAGAAUGA